Molecule: messenger RNA, 5274 nt
Organism: Crotalus tigris (Tiger rattlesnake)
Lineage: Eukaryota; Metazoa; Chordata; Lepidosauria; Squamata; Viperidae
Gene: SMG6
Product: SMG6 nonsense mediated mRNA decay factor
Exons: 19
Coding region: 49-4194 (1381 amino acids)
Biological process (GO): nuclear-transcribed mRNA catabolic process, nonsense-mediated decay
Cellular component (GO): telomerase holoenzyme complex
Molecular function (GO): protein binding; telomeric repeat DNA binding; telomerase RNA binding
Source: RefSeq, a predicted model, not a curated record
CGCUCGGCCACCGUCCGCCGUUUGUUUCCUUGGCUUCGGCGAGCCAAGAUGGCGGCGGCGGGUUUGGAGCGAGUCCGCGUUUCGGCGGCGGAGCUCCGGCGGGGCAUUCUGGCUACGGCGGAGGCGGCGGCGACGCACGAGAGGGGCGGCCCAGAGACCAUGAAGGAGCCCCGGCAUCGUAAGGACAACCGGCGUCCGGAUCUCGAGAUUUACAAGCCGGGGCUCUCCCGCCUGAGGGGCAAGCCAGGCCCGGCCAAGCAGCAGCUUCCGGCGGAAGAGGAAGCCGAGGAGGAGGGCCUGGGCCCUGGGAAGCCCGCGGCAGCUCCCUGCAGGGAGGACACCCCGCUCCCCCAGGGCCCCCCUGAGGACAAGGGCCAGCCCCCCAACGGCUUCCUGGAAGGUCCUCCCCAGGGCCCCGGGGGCAGCCCGCAGGACUGGUGCCCUCGCAUCGUCAGGCGAGCCAAGAAGCCCGACCAGCAGAUCUACCAGCCUGGCAAACGCCUGCAGGCCUCGCCCCGGGAGGCAGGGGCUGCCUCCCUGGCAGACGAGGAGCUCCCCCCGAAGGAGGAGAGGGGAGCAGACUGCGAGAAGGACGCCGGGAGGGCUGGCCAGGGCCCCGGGAAGCCAGGGGGCUUGGAAGGAGGGCCCAGCCAGGAAGGGGCCAGGCCCUUCCGGGGGGAGAAGGGCAGGCGGGCCGAGCGGCCCCGGAAGGCCCGAGAAGAGCCGGGCCACGGCAAGGGCAGCCCCCCCAAGCGGUACUCGCGCUCGGACAAGCGUCGCAGCCGCUACCGCACCUGCAGCACCAGCUCGGCUGGCAGCAACAACAGCACCGAGGGGGCCUGUGGGGAGGCGGAGGUGGGGAGGAAGCCCCCGGAAAGGCCCCACCCACAGAAGCAGCUCUCCGCCUCCUCCACCGACUCCCUGGAAGAGGACAGGGCCGAGGAGGGCCCCGAGGCCAGGAGGGCCCCCGAGCACAGCCGGCUCGCCCGCGGCCAGGAGGCCAGAGCGUCCCAAGGGGGGGGCUGGCCAGCCGGCAGGGGCUCCACGGCCUCCCAUCCCGACUGGCGAAAGGGCGGCAAGACUUCUGGGGCCACCUCCAGGGACCCCGCAGAGGCCGGGGAGGGGAAGCCCCAGAACCGGGGCCGAGGGAUCCUGGUGCUGCCGGCCAACACGGACCUGACCCCCAGCGGCACAGGGUCCCCCGAAGCUCCCCACGGAGGGGGCGCCCGGCUCCUUUUUGGCAGCGGCAAAGGCCCUCGCGGCUGGAGCCGGGGGGGCACGUCCCGUCGGCUCUGGGACCCCAACAACCCGGAGCAGAAGCCGGCGCUGAAGAGCCCGUGGACCCAGCUGCACUUCUUGGACACGGACGACGAGGGGGCCCCCGUGCCACGAGGGGAGCCCCGCCAGGCCCAGGCCCCCUACUACCGGUUCCAGAACUCGGACAACCCCUAUUACUACGGAGGGGCCCCGUACCCUUAUGCGGGGUACCCCCUGCCCUACCCGGUGGGCCCUGGCAGCGAGGUGUACCCUGCAGCCUAUUAUCCCACUGGCUACCCCAAGCAGGCCGAGCCUUGUGGCGCUGGGGGGGCUGGCGGUGCCCUCCCGUCUGACCCCCCCGGCCCAGAGGCGGAGCAGCAGAAGUGCCACCUGCAGCAGCAGCAGCAGCAGCAAGAGCUGGGCAAGGCCCUGCGAGAGGCAGGGCACCUGGAGCAGCAGCUGAGCAACCUCCUCUCCCGGGACAGGCUCAGCCCAGAGGGCCUGGAGAAGAUGGGCAAGCUCAGGGCGGAGAUGCUGCAGCUAUACGAGCUCUGCCUGCUGACCGACAUCGAAGUGGCCGAUGCGCAGAACGUGGACCAGCUGCUCUGGAAGAACGCCUUCUACCAGGUGAUCGAGAAGUUCCGGCAGCUGCUCAAGGACCCGGCGGGCGGGGACGGUACCCAGGAGAUCCGCGGAAAGCUGCUCCAGAUCCUGGACGAGGGCACCGUCUUCUUCGACGGCUUGCUGCAGAAGCUGCAGGCCACCUACCAGUUCAAGCUGGAGGACUACAUGGACAGCAUGGCUGUUCGCACCAAGCCCCUGCGGAAGACGGUGAAGUACGCCCUCAUCAGCGCCCAGCGGAGCCUGAUAUGCCAGGGCGACAUCUGCAGGUACCGCGAACAAGGCAGCGACACGGCCAACUACGGGAAGGCACGCAGCUGGUACCUGAAGGCCCAACACGUCGCCCCCAAGAACGGCCGCCCGUACAACCAGCUGGCCCUCCUGGCCGUCUACACGAGGAGGAAGCUGGACGCCGUCUACUACUACAUGCGUAGCCUGGCCGCCAGCAACCCCAUCCUGACGGCCAAGGAGAGCCUGACCAGCCUCUUCGAGGAGACCAAGCGCAAGGCAGAGCAGCUGGAGCAGAAGAGCCCCCGGGGCCAGGGCAGCCAGCGAAGCAGGAAGGCGGCCUUCCGGCCCUCUGGAGACGAUGCCACCCGCCUGGAGCUCUGGAUCCACCCCUCUCACCCGCGCUCCGGCCAGGGCCACGAGCCCAGCCGGGACUCCGGGCAAGACAGCGGCCUGGGCAGCCUCAGCCCCAGCGAGCUGAACAAAAGGUUCGUCCUCCGUUUUCUCCAGGCUCAUGGGAAGCUGUUUACCAGGAUUGGGAUGGAGACCUUCCCGGCGGUUGCAGCGGAAGUCCUGACCGCCUUCCAGGCCCUGCUGGAACACAGCCCCCCACCCAUCGGGAGCAGCCGCCUCCUGCAGCUCAUGGCCAUCAACAUGUUUGCCGUGCACAACUCGCAGCCCAAAGAGUGCCUGUCCGAAGACUGCCGCUCCGUGAUCCAGCAGCAGGCCUGCGCCCUGGGCCUUGCCAUGUUUGCCACCCUGGUCAAGCGCUGCACCCACCUGCUGCAAGAGGUCUCCCUGGCAGGGGCGGCUGAGGCCCAGGGAGAGGCCGAGGACGACGACAUCAAGGUCUCCGCUUUCCCGCCCGACCUGAAGGAGCUGCUGCCCAGCAUCAAGGUGUGGUCGGACUGGAUGCUGGGACACCCGGACACCUGGAACCCCCCACCCAGCGCCCUGGAACUGCCCCCCGCGACCUCGGUGGACGUGUGGGCGACCCUGGCCGGCUUCUGCAACAUCCUGACCACGGUGAACCAGUCGGAGGUGCCCCUCUACAAGGACCCCGACGAGGAGGACCUGGCCCAGCUGGGCCUGGAGGAGGACCGGCUGCUCUCGGGCUUCGUCCCGCUGCUGGUCGCCCCCCAGGAGCCCUGCUACGUGGAGAAGUCCUCGGACAAGGUCAUUGCGGCCGACUGCAAGCGGGUGACGGUGCUGAAGUAUUUCCUGGAAGCGCUCUGUGGCCAGGAGGAGCCCUUGCUGGCAUUCAAGGGUGGAAAGUACGUGUCGGUGGCCCCCAGCCCAGACGCCCUGGGAAAGGAAGCAGACGCCAGCCAGCAGGGAAAACAACUGGAGGAUCAGGAGGACGACAUCCAGAUGGAGGCCUUGCCGGACGACUCGGAGGCCAAGGCCGAGGGCAGCGGUGACGAGCUGGACAUCAGGGAGCUGCGAGCCAAGAAGCAGGCGCUGGCCAGGAAGGUGGCCGAGCAGCAGCGCCGGCAGGACAAGAUCCAGGCGGUGCUGAAGGACCAGGCCCAGCUGAGGCAGAUGGAGCUGGAGAUCCGCCCCGUCUUCCUCGUCCCGGACACCAACGGCUUCAUCGACCACCUGGGCAGCCUGGCCCAGCUGCUGGAGUGCAGGCAGUUCAUCCUAGUGGUACCCCUGAUUGUCAUCAACGAACUGGACGGGCUGGCCAAGGGCCCCGAAUCGGAGCGCCGGGCCGGGGGCUACACCCGCCUGCUGCAGGAUCGGGCCCGCCAGGCCGUGGACUUCCUGGAGGGCUGCUUCGAGAGGCGCGACAGCUACAUCCGGGCCCUGACCAGCCGCGGCAACGAGCUGGAGUCCAUCUCCUUCCGCAGCGAGGACAUUUCCCGCCAGCAGGGAAACAACGACGACCUGAUUCUCUCCUGCUGCCUCCACUACUGCAACGACAGAGCGAAGGACUUCAUGCCGGCCAGGAAAGACGACCCCAUCCGCCUGCUCCGGGAGGUGGUGCUGCUGACCGACGACCGGAACCUGCGGGUGAAGGCCUUGACCCGCAACGUGCCUGUGCGGGACAUCCCCACCUUCCUGCGGUGGGCCCAGGAGGGCUGAGCAGACCCCUUCCCUGGGAAGCCGUGCAGCUCGUCGCCAACAUGGAGGGCGGCCUCAGGGCGUGCCCGUGCCCCGUGCCAGGGCUGUUGUGCUGCCACCACUGCCACCCCACCACCACCCUCCUUCCAGGAGAACACCCAGCACAAUAAACGCAGCGUCUUCAACUCCACCUGGAAUGGCCAUGCUGUGGGUGCACGUACACGCGUGGAGAAGGAGCCCGGGGUAGGCGGUCACUGUGGAGGGAGGCGAGAGUGAGCAGGGUUGCGGCCUCGGGGGCCAGGAGGAGAGGCCAGUCGGAGGGUCCUAAGUGGGCCUUCGAUCUCCCCUGCGCAGCUGGAGCAACCCCCCCGCAGCCCUGGCCAAGGAGUUCUCGGCUCUAACUGCCACUGCUGCUCCUUGUGCCAUCAGGAGCCGGGGGGGGGGGGGAGGCACCUCCUCCCAUUUCUGUCAGCGCCCCCUCCCCUUCCCGAGUGUCUGUCUCAGGUUUUUAGCCCCUCUCUCAUCCAUGCCACCCUCCAGUCGCUCCUUCCUCUGUGCUAUGAUGGACUGAACCCCCCUGCCACUCCAAGCCAGCUCCGUCUCCGUGGUGGGCCUUGGGAGGGAGGCCAGGAACAACCCUUAAGGUUGGGGGGUAGAUGGGCAGGAAAACCUCCCUGGAGGAGAGCAAGGGAGAGGCAGAAAAAGGGGGGCUGGGUCCAGCUGUUGUGCCCCUUGGGGCUCAAGGAGGUUGCGUGGGUCGGGAGAGCUUUCCCAGCCAGAUCCCUCCCCAUGGGAAGACCUUCCUGCCAAUUGGGGGGGGCGGAGUGCCCCCGUGGGGCCACAUGCCAGGACUGGGGGGGGAGAGGGGCCUGGUUAGCUGCAGGGCAGAGGAGCCCACCUGCCUUCCCUUUGGACGGGAAUUGCCCGCCAUGGGCUACGAGUGUGCCUCUCCCGGGGCUUGGCGCGGCCCCCCCUUUGCCGAGGAGGGGGGGGUCUCUUCCACCCCUUGCAGCUUCUGACUCUGCCUGACUGGCUUGGACGGAGGGCCUGGGCCCACUUUUGUUCCCUUUUUUUUCUUAAUAAAGUUUUAGUAGAAACCUU